Messenger RNA from Cokeromyces recurvatus, 1531 nucleotides. RefSeq lists its product as uncharacterized. The coding region runs from base 75 to 1193 and encodes 372 amino acids. The transcript has 2 exons. NCBI's taxonomy places the organism in Eukaryota, Fungi, Mucoromycota, Mucoromycetes, Mucorales, Mucoraceae. Gene Ontology annotation, biological process: telomere maintenance; DNA repair. The record is from RefSeq and is a predicted model, not a curated record. Gene Ontology annotation, molecular function: DNA helicase activity.
UUUUUUUUUAUAAAAUUGUAUAAAAAACUAGAUUUUUAUGAGCUAAAUCAUUUUAAAAAUUACAAAGUAAUAUAAUGAGAAAGUCAUCACAGAAAAAGAAAGACAAUACAUUGUUCAGUUAUUUUACAAAAACAAAAGAUCCAGCAAAAUCUGAAUCAUUAUCGUCUUUGAUCUCUCGAACCACACCAUCAGAUCGAUUCGUUAAAUCAACCACGCAACAAACCUCAGUCACGACAACAACACCAUUAAACAAAGAUUUACGGCAAACAAGUCUAACAACAAAAGCUGUACAAGCAAUUGAUUUAACUAACGAUGAUGAUGACGAUGAUCUCAUUAUUAUUCCUUCACAAAAAUCUACAUCCAUCUUUCUUUCUAGUCAAACAAGUACAUUUUCAAACACAAGUAGUAGCAGUCAGAAUUCAACUAGCAAACUAUUUACAGAAGAAAUGAAGAAUACCUCUAAAUACAACAAAAAAGGGUGGUCUCCAAAAGAUAGAGAAAAGGGACCUCAAAAAUCAAGCCAAGAUUCUAGUUUAUUGUACGAACAAAAACCAGCACGAAAGUUUGACAGGAUUGUGCUCCAAAAGCCUCGAAUUACCGCAAAGCCUCGUUAUGAUUGGAUUGGACCUAAUGAUGUCAAACCUUACAGUUCAAACUAUCGACCUUAUUCAUCACAAACCCAAUUAGAUGAUAAACCCCCACGCAUCAUCACACAGAGUCGUUCUUAUUCUAAUACAACAGAAUAUGCAAUUAAAAGGAAAUGGGAAGGCAAUAGCAGUGUUGGAACUGCUUCAGGCUCUUCGUAUUGGGACGAAAACUCAUCAUUCUCUAUUUCAAAUAAGAAAAAGAGAGAUUCUACAAAACAAAGACCAACUAAUUUUUGGACUAAGAUUAAACCAAAUACCAGCUCCAGUUAUGUACCAUCCUCUACUACUAUGUCAAGUCUAACGACUUCAAUAGCAACAUUAAAUGAAUAUAGACCAGAGUUAUCGGCAGAGCAACAACGCGUUUUAGAUAUGGUUGUUAAUGAACAUAAAAGUUUAUUUUUCACCGGUUCUGCAGGUACUGGUAAAUCUGUUUUAUUAAGAGCUAUCAUUGAUAAGUUAAGAACUAUUUAUGGAAGUGGGUUAGCAGUAACUGCAUCAACAGGUAUUGCUGCCUGUAAUAUUAAUGGUUGUACUUUACAUAGGUAAAAAGCAAAGUGAUGAUAUUUGUAUUCUGUGUUUAAUUAAUUUUAUUUAUUAGUUUUGGAGGUAUUGGUUUAGGCAAUGAUAAAGCAAGUAUUUUAGCUUAUAAGAUUAUGAAUUCUAAAAGAGCUACUGAGAGAUGGAAAGAGACACAUGUACUUAUUAUUGAUGAAAGUAAACAUCACACCAAUUAAAGAAAGAAAGAAAAAAGACGACAAAUGCAGAGUUGUUUGAUAAACUUGAAGAAAUUGCAAGAAUUGUUAGACGAUCUACUCAACCUUUCGGUGGUAUACAAAUUGUUGUGACUGGAGACUUCUUCCAGUUACCACCAGUAAAUAAAGACA